ACCCCCAAUUGCUCCAAUCUGCAGGACGGCAGGGGUUCAGUCGGAUGUGUCUGUUGGGCGCGAAAAACAAUAAGAUUCGGAGGAUAAUUAACCACGCCAAUUCAACUUACUAUUUCUACUUUUGCUGUCUUCGCGCCGUCUUAUAAACUCAGUCUUUGGAAAGCCCUCGUCAAAAUGGCAGUCGAGAAUACGACAUGGCGAAACAACGUCUGGCUAGUGUGGUUUUACAUCGUGUUUCCCAUCACUGUCUUAAUCGAUCUCCAAGAGGUCAUCUACCCAUCCUCUCUCCUCGUCCCAGCUGACGCGCCUCUGCACUUCGCCUACAAAGCCAAACAAGACUACAUCGCCAAGUUCAACGACCCCAUUGUACAAUGGUCGCCCGAAACAGCCUCCGGUCAUGACAGCUGGAUGGGGCUUUUUAUACACUUCGAGUUCUUUUUUCUUCUCCCCGUCAUGAUCUACGCCAUGUACAAGAUGGGGAUCAGGCAGAAGGGAACGAGCGGCCCCGACGAGCUACUCUUCUUUGUGUAUGCGCUUUACAAUGCACUCACCACAGCGGUCUGCAUUCACGAUACAUUUUAUUGGGACAAGACUAUCUGGGCGGACGAGAGUCAGCUGUGGACGCUGAGAUCAGCGUACUAUGCGCCGUUUGUGUUCAUCCCUCUCCUCGGGGCGUUUGACAUGGGUUCACGCAUUCUAUCCCGGUUCAAGGCGGCGGAUGCGGCGGCAGAAUCGAAGAAGGCCGAGUGAAGAUUGGCUUGGGGCAACCCAUCGCCUUGGCGACAUCGUCGGAAGUAACUGGGCAAAACGUUUGGGCCGGAAGUCGUGGUAUUGAGAACCCAAGGCUGUGUGAUGUCUGAGUAUGGACCAGGCAAGGUUAAAUAGAAAGGAGGGAGAGGGAAAACACCCGUGGGCUGCAUCUGGAUCAAUUUUUUGUGAGCAAGUUCCAAGCUUUGCAAACGCUCCAAAUGUAUGCAAAUGAUGCCUAGAAUAAGGUAGCUAAGGUAGAUGUAAGAUACAAAUACGAGUGUUCUCUCACAUCCGUACGUAGCUACCUUUGAUGCACCAGAAAUAUAAACAAUGAGAUGGAGUAGCUGGAAAACA
This is a messenger RNA of Podospora bellae-mahoneyi, 1104 nucleotides long. RefSeq lists its product as uncharacterized. Bases 175 to 750 code for a protein of 191 amino acids. NCBI's taxonomy places the organism in Eukaryota, Fungi, Ascomycota, Sordariomycetes, Sordariales, Podosporaceae. Gene Ontology annotation, cellular component: endoplasmic reticulum. The record is from RefSeq and is a predicted model, not a curated record. The transcript has 3 exons.